UCUUUUGAGAAAAAUGAUUUUUAAAAACUUGCAACUGUUGAUUUAAUCACACACUGUUAAGGAAAGAUUUCCAAAGAAAGAAAUCAGACUGGUUGGUUUUAUCCUCUUUAAAGACACUGAAAAUAAGAUUUUGAGAGUUAUGAACCUUUUGAAUAUGCCUGUGUGCAUGCAUAGAUGUAUAAACAUUUCAUUCAGUUUCAGAGGAAUGUGGAACGUUCCUACCUUUUGAAGCUCAUUCUUAGAGUCCUAAUUAAAACUUGAUGCAGAAACAAGGAGACCAGUUAAAAGGUAUUAUGAUAGAUUGAAGAAUCUAAAUUUAAAAGUGUAAAGAAUUUAAAGUAAAAUAUAUUCCAAGUGUAUUUUAAAGAAAAAUCCUUAGGACAAGUUAAAUAUGAAGAAGCUCUUUAGUAUUUUUAUGUUAAGGAGCAUGAACAAAUGAAAGAUGAUGUUAUCUGUAGUCAGUGGAGAUUCAGUGGUGUAGCAUAGAGUUAUUGAUCUUUCAUGUCUAUAUAAUUAGGGAUUCUUGCUGAUUUUCAUUGGCUAUUCACCAUGUACAAUAAUGGCAAAAGGAAAGAAAUAGGGCUAUUGGAAAUGGCAUAGUGUAGAUUUUGCCUGGUACAUUAUAUAUAUAUUUUUUUAAUAUUUAUUUAUUUGGAAGGUGAUGUAGAAGAGAGUUUGCAUCUACUGGUUCACUUCCGGAAUGACUGCAAUGGCUGAAGCUGGUCCAAGCUGUUAGGUGACAGUGGGCCUACCUUCAUGGAUCAUCCUCUGCUGCUUUCCCAAGCAUUAGCAAAAAACCAGAUUGGAAGUUGAACAGCCAGACUCAAACUGGCACUCCUAAGAUGCUGGCUUAACCCAGUGUUCCACAGUACUGGCCCUGGCAAAAUUAUGUUUUAAAAAGUUAAACAUUAACAAUCAAGUGUAUUUGUUGGCACAUUAUUUUAGCAAUUUAUGCAUUCUCUUUUUCAGGUUUUAGGGCCAUCUUGGCUGAACCUAAGAAUAAAGCAUCUGAGUCCUCAGAACAAGAUUAUUACAAUAAUAUGAGGCAAGAGGCUUUGGGACACGAACCUAGAGUAAAUAUGUUUUCAUUUGAACAACCAUCGGAAUUUUCAGGUUUUGACAAGAACGACAACAGAGGCCAGGAGGCUAUCUCUAAACGCUUGUCAGUUGUGUCAAGAGUUCCUUUCACUGAGGAACAGCUUUUCAGCCUCUUCGACAUAGUGCCUGGAUUGGAGUACUGUGAAGUUCAACGAGAUCCUUAUUCGAAUUAUGGGCAUGGAGUGGUUCAAUACUUUAAUGUAGCAUCAGCAAUUUAUGCAAAAUAUAAGUUACAUGGGUUUCAGUAUCCUCCUGGGAAUCGGAUAGGCGUUUCCUUUAUCGAUGAUGGGAGUAAUGCAACAGAUCUCCUUAGAAAAAUGGCAACCCAGAUGGUAGCUGCCCAACUUGCAUCAGUGGUGUGGAACAACCCAAGUCAGCAGCAAUUUCUGCAAUUUGGAGGAAGUUCUGGAUCACAGUUGCCUCAAAUCCAGACAGACGUUGUACUUCCAUCAUGCAAAAAAAAGGCUCCCCCUGAAACUCCUGUGAAAGAAAGACUUUUUAUCGUAUUUAAUCCUCACCCUUUACCUUUAGAUGUAUUAGAGGAUAUAUUCUGUCGUUUUGGUAACCUGAUCGAAGUUUACCUUGUGUCAGGAAAAAAUGUGGGGUAUGCCAAGUAUGCAGAUAGAAUGAGCGCUAACGACGCCAUUGCUACUUUACAUGGAAAGAUUCUGAAUGGAGUCAGACUUAAAGUCAUGCUGGCAGAUUCCCCCAGAGAAGAAUCCAACAAACGGCAAAGAACGUACUGACUCUUGAGAACAGAGACUAAGUAUUGACAUAACCCUCAGCUGACUGACUGAAAAUGUGACUGGACGCACUCCCUGUGGACAGUUGACAGCUUUUUUUCUUUUUCUUUUUUUUUUUUUCAAAUACUUGAUAGUCUGUUCACAACAUUGUUUUGUCUGGGAAGCAGAGGUUGCUCACAUGUAAUUUUGCGUUCAUAAGCCAAUGCUGAAACUAAUAUAGUAGUUUCUGAGAGCAAUAUGUUGUCAUGUGUAGCAGAAAUAAAGUUUUCUUAGAACAAGUGUUGUUAUGUAGUAGAAAUAAAGGUUUUAUUGCUUAAAUAAA
Molecule: messenger RNA, 2163 nt
Organism: Ochotona curzoniae (black-lipped pika)
Lineage: Eukaryota; Metazoa; Chordata; Mammalia; Lagomorpha; Ochotonidae
Product: RNA-binding protein 45-like
Exons: 7
Coding region: 1041-1844 (267 amino acids)
Cellular component (GO): ribonucleoprotein complex
Molecular function (GO): RNA binding
Source: RefSeq, a predicted model, not a curated record